UUUUUGCACUGCUAUUAUAUCAUAUCCUUAUUUGCUAUUUCUUUAACCUCACAUGUUUUUAUGGUCUUAUGUACAUAAUUGCUACCUUACUAAACUUUUUUUUCCUUAUUACAGUUUUCUCUGUGUACUUUAUGUGCGCCCUCUCUCCCAUUAUAACGCCCAUCUUUGUGACCUUUGGGGAUGUUUGGAUAAUAAAUAAUAAUGAAAAUGAGAAUGACUACACUGUCAUCAGAUUAGCAGUAUAGCGCGACACUAGAAAUAAUAGAUACUGAUAGGGUACAAGCAUAAUGCAGUGAAGGCAUUUAACGUUUUCGAUACAUGCAGCUGGUUUAUUAUUCUGGCCCGUGUGUGGACUAUGGGGCACAGAUUGACUGGUACUACCUAUGGUUCUUUAAUAGGACUGCACAGCGUGUAAAUGCUUGUAUGUUCCACCUAUAUUGACAUGGUAACGCCGUAGUCAGAAUAGGUGGUCUAAAAAGUAUCGAUUUAGCAGAAAGUUGAGCCUGCCAUUUUUAAAAAAAUUACCCUGGCAUAUGGUAUCAUCAGACUUUUUUUACUUGUGGCAGUUCCAUGUAGUGCUGUGCCAUGGCACCUGGACUACACGAACACAACAGUCAAGGGUGGACCCGCAAAGCAAGGGCACUGAACCCAUUCUUUGCAAAAGAGCACAUUGUCAGGUACACUGAAAGCAAAGGCGCUCUAAAACAUCGAGGUGCUGGCCUACGGCUCUUUACAUCAGGCCACCUACAGAAGUUGAUGUUCUCAACCGAAGAUACAGCAGAGACCAUUGUGAAGGCACAAGUGCUAGCAUCUAUGACAACACGGACAGCAUACAGCGUUGGGGUGAAGUUGCUAAAGUGCGAUGGAGAAGUUGUCAGUGGCAACUGCUCAUGUGUUGCUGGGAAAGGUGGAGUGUGUAAACACGUUUGCUGUGUUCUGUACGGGCUGAUGCACAUUGCACAGCACGAUCUCACUGAGGUACCAGAUGCCGUGGCAUGCACUGAAGGCGAGCGGCAGUGGUACAAUCCACGGGAUCCAAAGAAAGUCGCUGAACAAUUUGAACAGAUUGUUUUCUCUAAAGACACCACUGAAAGGAUUAGCGAGGCACCAAGGCAUCACAAAAAACGAGCAGCGUACUCGUCACUGAGAAGUGAAGACCAAAAACUGUCCACAGUGAGCCUCAUAAACUUGCAUGGCAAGCUGAAAGAUUCAAAGCUGGAUUGCUUCGCGGAUGUGCUUGAAGCAAAUGACUUCUUGCCAGCAAAACAAAGAAAAGUUGAGAGCCCAGAUCCCGAAGAUGUGUCUCGACUGCCUGUAAGGUGGCUGGAGCGAGCAAAGCAGGGGAAUGCUUUGCUGCCAUAUACAGAGGAAGAAGUUGCAGCCGUAGAGGCGGCCACACGACCUCAAAGUGCUUGCCUUCUUUGGCAUAGAUAUAGGGAGGGUGUCAUCACCGCGUCGAUAGCACAUAGAGUACACACUUGGGUUAGGACAUGCCAAACCAAAAUGGGGCCACAUGAUGCCCGACCUCUCACUGCGGCAGUGAUGGGAGCAAAAAAAGGCAGGGCAACAUUUGCCAUGAAGAGGGGUCUAUUGUGUGAGCCCGAAGCCAGACAAGCGUUUCGAGACCAAAAUGACAGCCACGUGGAACUGCAAGUAAUUGAGACUGGCCUCUUCCUCUCUCGUCAUCACACUUUUCUAGGCGCAAGCCCAGAUGGUCUUGUAAAGUGCAAAUGCUGUCCGCCGCGGCUACUUGAAAUCAAAGUUCCCCUCAGAGUUCAAGAUUUUGCCAGAACGCAGUUGCAUGCUGGGGAACUCAAAAGGAGCAGCAGGUAUUACACUCAGAUGCAAGUGCAGAUGGGUGUGACUGGCCUGGACACCUGUGUGCUGUUUGUAUACAGCAAGGAAGAGUGCUUGCAAAGUGUCGUGCCCUUUGAGAAGAGUUUUUUUGACGAGUUUGUGAAACGUUGCGAAUUUUUCACCACCAUGUACUUGCUGCCCCACAUUGCGAGCAACUGUUGAAAUAAAUCUAUGAAUGAAUGAAUGAAUAAACCUUU
Messenger RNA from Dermacentor silvarum, 2054 nucleotides. RefSeq lists its product as uncharacterized. Bases 586 to 2019 code for a protein of 477 amino acids. The record is from RefSeq and is a predicted model, not a curated record. The transcript is spliced from 2 exons. Gene Ontology annotation, molecular function: zinc ion binding. Lineage: Eukaryota; Metazoa; Arthropoda; Arachnida; Ixodida; Ixodidae.